Messenger RNA from Lactuca virosa, 1068 nucleotides. The record is from the annotation of a GenBank genome assembly. Lineage: Eukaryota; Viridiplantae; Streptophyta; Magnoliopsida; Asterales; Asteraceae.
AUGAUAGAUGGUGAUUUUGGAGUAGAAGCAGAUACAAAAUUUUUGUCCACCCAUAUCACAUAUACUAUCAACCUUGUCUUUAAGCAUCAUCUUUGGGAUAAUGGGCCAUAUGUACCCUUUAAGUACAAACUGGAAGAGGAAGCACAAUAUUCCACAUCAUGUGUUGCACAUCUCAGAGAAGAUGGGUGGCUGAUGACAGAAUUAUACCAAUUCACUAGCUACCAGAAGGAAAAUAAAUUUAGGAUUCGGUUUGUGCGCCCAUCCUAUUAUUCCCUACAUCGUAACCUGGUUCUUGAAGGAAUUGAAUUUCGACCCGUAGAGCAUGAGAAGCAUCAAAAUUUGAAGGAUGAAUAUAAUGUGGAUAUCAAACCCAUCUCAUAUUCUGAAAUAGAAAAAAUGUCAAGUGAUCAUCCAGAAAUAACCAAGUGGUUGGAAGAUAGAGUGCACUCCACAAGUAAUAAGGAACUCUUCUGUCUUCUUCGUAAAGGGUUCUCCAUUAAUAAUGGUGAGAAGUGGUUUUCUGUUGACGAAAAUAUGAAGAAAUGUCAUAUGCUACCUGCAAGAGCAAUCUUGCAAGAAGAAAAGUGGACAUGGAAGUCCCUACAGGAAUCAAGAUUUGACAUGAUGGCAGAGUCUCGUGACACAAACUCUUUUUCUAUUGCUUGUGUAAUCGAAUCCCAACUACUAUCACCUCAAACAACUUAUGCAAGUUACCUCUUGUACAAACUUCCUAAAAAUCACCACUCAGUGUUUGAGGGACCAAUAGAAGUAGAAAACAUAGAUCUCAAGAUUGACUUUAUAACACAUAAACGGCUUAUUUAUUUAAUUACUCCACCUCAUGUUCCUAUUAUUAGACCCCAGCUUGAUCAUUUGUCUCAAUCCCCAUUAAGUACUCGCAAAAUAAAAGGCCAUCCAAGACUAAGGGAGGAUGGUUGGAUGGAGCUUAAAGUGUGGGAAUUCCCGGGAGAUUUUGCAACAACUAUUUCAAUGCGUACGUGUUUCAAAAGUUGUGAUAAAUGGAACUUUACGGGUCUUUCUGUUCAAGGGAUCGAAUUUAGACCGUUGUAA